AUGUCAAGCGGUCAAAUUGCUGCGCCUUUUGCUAUCAAGCCUUCCCAGCGGGCUAACAUCCGGCUGGCAACGGCUCAGGACCUUUACUCCACGCUGAGCAGCUGUCUCAGCCCGCUAAAAGGACAUCAGCAAUCAGCUAUUCCUUUUGAUACCAAGCAAGGCGACGGCUCCUCAACUCCUACUCAUCGCAUCCUUGAGGAUGACUACACCGUUCCAGCGCCACCUCCGCCUAGCCCU
This is a messenger RNA of Trichoderma harzianum CBS 226.95, 237 nucleotides long. RefSeq lists its product as hypothetical. The record is from RefSeq and is a predicted model, not a curated record. Lineage: Eukaryota; Fungi; Ascomycota; Sordariomycetes; Hypocreales; Hypocreaceae. The annotation marks the transcript as partial. The transcript has a single exon.